UACAAGCCAGACAGUUGGCCAGUAAUAUGAACAAACUGGUAAUUCAAAAAAAAACAGAGUGACAGAGAAUGGGAAAUCGGGACAUUGCUGGUCCAACGAGAUCAUAGCUGGCAACCAUGAUACAUCUAUCCCGACGAUCGCAACCCCUGUGGUCUUUGUACACAGUGGUCCCAGCUCCCAUACAUCACAGAGGAAUUUUCUCAGUCUGCAAAGCAAAGGGUUUCUCAGGAGUGCCAAACAGCUAGCAAAAAGGGGAUAAAGAGCGAAGGGCUUGUCAAGGUUGCUGGAAAGAAAUUUCUUGUGGAAUGAGUCGCAGAGAAGGGCUGCUGAGUGAUACAGAAAAAGCGAAUCCCGGGCUAGUAGAGGGGCGGAGCUCCAUCUGGGAGAGAUGGCAGAAGGCAAAUGGUGGAUGCUUGGCAUGCGAGUUACAUAGGUAAGCAACUCAGCACACUACUAUGUAGUGCAUCUUCGCUUUUGUCCUGCCAA
Molecule: messenger RNA, 486 nt
Organism: Bipolaris maydis ATCC 48331
Lineage: Eukaryota; Fungi; Ascomycota; Dothideomycetes; Pleosporales; Pleosporaceae
Source: RefSeq, a predicted model, not a curated record